ACACACACACGUAUGGAUCCUCUGAUGCUCCUGUUUCUUCUCAUUGCUGGGCUCACAGAUGCUGACAAUGUCUCCACGGUGAACUGGGUGUCUGCAUGGAGAGGAGAAUCUGUCACCAUCCCAUGUUUCUAUAGUGACAGAUAUAAAACUCAUGUGAAAUACUGGUGCAGAGGACAUUAUAGGGAUUCAUGUCCUCCCAUAGUACACAGUGACUCUCCACAGGAGGGUAAAGUGUCAAUCAGAGAUGAUCCUGACCAGCAAGUCUUCACUGUGACCAUCAACAAUCUGACAGCUGGGGACUCUGGUUACUACUCCUGUGGUGUGAAGAUCAGUGAAGGUUCAGAUGUUGGAGAUCGGGUUUCCCUGUCAGUCACUGAUGGUGUGUCCACAGUGAAAUGGGUGCCUGUACAGAGAGGAGGAUCUGUCACCAUCCCAUGUUUCUAUGGUGACAGAUAUAAAACUCAUGUGAAAUACUGGUGCAGAGGGUAUUAUAGGUUUUCAUGUACUUCCAUAGUACACAGUGAUUCUCCACAGGAGGGUAAUGUGUCAGUCAGAGAUGAUCCUAACCAGCAAGUCUUCACUGUGACCAUCAACAGUCUGACAGCUGGGGACUCUGGUUAUUACUCCUGUGGUGUGAAGAUCAGUGGAGGUUCAGAUGUUGGAGAUCAGGUUUACCUGUCAGUCAUUGAUGGUUCCCCAGAGCUGUCAGUGGACAAACAGGAGGUGACGGGUGUGGAAGGAGACAGUGUCAGUGUUCAGUGUCACUAUACAUAUGAUUAUGAUCAGAGGGUGUGGUGUAAGAUCGGGGGCUCCUGUGUAUCAGAGGGAUCUGUGAGUUUGGAUGGGAGGCCUGUCCUGAUCAGGGAUGACAGAGUAAAUAAAGUCUUCAGUGUGACAAUGAGGGGACUGGAGAUGAAGGACACUGGCUGGUACUGGU
Molecule: messenger RNA, 937 nt
Organism: Paramormyrops kingsleyae
Lineage: Eukaryota; Metazoa; Chordata; Actinopteri; Osteoglossiformes; Mormyridae
Source: RefSeq, a predicted model, not a curated record